This is a messenger RNA of Haliaeetus leucocephalus (bald eagle), 795 nucleotides long. It is a transcript of the gene CTRL, whose product is annotated as chymotrypsin-like. Bases 1 to 795 code for a protein of 264 amino acids. Gene Ontology annotation, molecular function: serine-type endopeptidase activity. The record is from RefSeq and is a predicted model, not a curated record. Gene Ontology annotation, biological process: proteolysis. Lineage: Eukaryota; Metazoa; Chordata; Aves; Accipitriformes; Accipitridae. The transcript is spliced from 7 exons.
AUGGCAUUUCUGUGUGCAGUUGCCUGCCUGGCCCUUGCCAGCACUGUCUCAGGCUGCGGGGUGCCUGCCAUCAGCCCCUCAGUGCACUACAGUGAGAGGAUCAUCAACGGGCAGAACGCGGUGCCCGGCUCUUGGCCCUGGCAGGUGUCCCUGCAGACCCGCUCCGGAUCCCACUUCUGUGGCGGCUCCUUGAUCAACGAGAACUGGGUCGUCACGGCUGCCCACUGCGAAUUCAACCCAUACUCCCAUGUUGUCGUCCUCGGGCAGUAUGACCGCAACUCCAACACAGAGUCCACUCAAGUGAAGACCGUGGUCAGGGCUAUCACGAACCCCAGCUGGAACCCCUACACGCUCAACAACGACAUCACCCUGCUGAAGCUCUCCUCGCCCGCCCAGCUGGGACGCCGUGUGUCCCCCGUGUGCCUCCCCCCCGCCAACCUGGCUCUGCCCACCAACCUCCAGUGCGUCACCACCGGCUGGGGACGCACCAACACCAACUCCCAAGCCUUGGCAGUGCGCCUGCAGCAGGUAACCGUGCCCUUGAUCUCCCGGAACCAGUGCAUGCAGUACUGGGGCAACCGGAUUAGCAGCUCCAUGCUCUGUGCCGGCGGGGUCGGUGCCUCCUCCUGCCAGGGUGACUCUGGUGGACCUCUGGUAUACCAGAACGGGAACGUCUGGACCUUGAUCGGCAUUGUCUCCUGGGGAAACAGCAACUGCAACGUCCGUGUGCCGGCCAUCUACACCCGCGUAAGCCAGUUCCGAAACUGGAUCGACUAUGUUGUUGCUCAGGGAUAA